Molecule: messenger RNA, 960 nt
Organism: Amyelois transitella
Lineage: Eukaryota; Metazoa; Arthropoda; Insecta; Lepidoptera; Pyralidae
Exons: 7
Coding region: 1-960 (319 amino acids)
Source: RefSeq, a predicted model, not a curated record
AUGGGAGACCCAAACAAAUGGGACUACAAGGUGCUGCUGGUGUUGCCGCUGGCUCCCGCGACCCUGGAGGUGCGCACGGGGCUGCUGGACCGCCUGGUGCAGUUCUACAAGUCCAACUUUCUCUACGACUUGGUGCACGUCGCUCCGGUUCGUGUUGAUGUAACCAUUGGACAAGCUCCCCCGGGCUUCACCGACUCCCCGGCGUGGGACUACGACUCUGUCAUCCGCCUCCUCGACCUCAUCAAAGACCCCGAGAUAGCUGGACCCUUACGAAGGACCCUGAGUGACGUCCUUCCCCGCACGAAACUGGUGAACUCUAGGCGGUAUUUAGGAAUGGGGCGGCUCCACAAGGCGAGGCAAUUGGCGGCCAAAAAGAUGAAGAAGUGCGCUGGAGAUCCGAAGAGGAAAGGUUACCCGAAAUACUGCCCGAAAGUGAAACCGAAAUCCAAAAGCGCUCGCAAGGCGAUAGACACUAAAGCAAAUACGAUCGACACUAAAGCAAAGGCGAUCGACACUAAAGCAAAGCCGAUCGACACUAAAGCAAAGCCGAUCGACAAAUACUGGUCCAAGAACAGAAUAUACGUGCCGCCGUCGCCAUUACCCCCCGGAAACGACUUAUACUACGACGAUAUGUACUCCAUGGAGGAGGACACGCUCGGGCCCUGGUGGAACAGGACGGCGGCCAACACCACGCUGUCCGAUAACGAUAUCCUGUACAUCACCAACCCAGUCGAGGCGAAGCUGCCGACUGGGCAAAUCACGGUCGGGAUGCUGAGGCGUAUCCUGGAGGCAAGAGCCGUAGCCUCGCGAAUAAUGCCGACGAAGCCCCACCCGGUGUUCCCGACGCCGACCGACGACAAAUUGGGCGUCAGGCCAAGUCAAAACAAUGGCGCGGCCAUCCCGGACGACGGCGGGGGGCCCGCAGCGGAGGUGGGGGGAGAAAUCGCUCCAGACGAAUAA